Molecule: messenger RNA, 189 nt
Organism: Gongylonema pulchrum
Lineage: Eukaryota; Metazoa; Nematoda; Chromadorea; Rhabditida; Gongylonematidae
Source: the annotation of a GenBank genome assembly
AUGCUUGGUGGAACUCAUGCUACCGGGAAAUUUAUGGCGAUCAAGGCGGACCAGACGCACUACACAGUGGACUCGUUGAAAACGCCAGUUGGAGUGGUCAAGCGUGCUGCUUUACGCAUGGACGAUACGCCUGUUAUUAGCACCGAUGUGACCGAUGUAUUAGCGCAUUUUAAAGUAUCUUCCUAUUGA